Molecule: messenger RNA, 619 nt
Organism: Helicoverpa armigera (cotton bollworm)
Lineage: Eukaryota; Metazoa; Arthropoda; Insecta; Lepidoptera; Noctuidae
Product: histidine-rich glycoprotein-like
Exons: 2
Cellular component (GO): extracellular matrix
Source: RefSeq, a predicted model, not a curated record
UCGCAGAUCUUCCUGGUCGCUGCUGUGGUUGCGAUGGUCGCUGCUAUGCCGCAACAUGGUCAUGACUACCACCACGGUCACGACUACCAGCACGGUCACGGUCACGCUGUGUCAUCGCAGAGCAUCGUACUGCACCAAACUCACGAGAGCAAGCACGAGCCCGUACACCACGAGGAACAUCAUGAGGAGCAGCACGAGCAGCACCAGGAGGAGCAUCACCACGGACACCACGAGGAACACCACGGCCACGCCUCCUCCUCACAGAGCAUCAAGCAGCACCACGGCAAAGCCACAGAGAAACACGUCGAGUACUAUUCUCACCCUAAGUACGAGUUCGCGUACAAAGUGGUGGACCCUCACACCGGCGACAAGAAAUCUCAGCACGAGUCUCGUGACGGUCACGUCGUGAAGGGCGUGUACAGUCUGCAUCAACCCGACGGCACCGUCAGGAUCGUCCAGUACCAUGCUGACAAGAAGACUGGGUGAGUAGACAAACAGUUAGCUAGAGCUAUUUACUUUUCAAACAAGGCAUAUAUUUGCUCAUUACCUAUCUCUUUUGUUUAACAGGUUCAACGCCAACGUGAAGUACGAGGGUCACGCUGUACACAUUGUUCCUGAA